UUCUGAACUAAUUCGCACACUGAUAAGGUGUCUAGAGGAUUAAUAAGUGUCUAGAGGAUUAAUAAGUGUCAGGUCAAACAAUGGAUGUUUGAUCUGAUACAUACUUCUAUAAACCUUAAAAAUCAAUCUUUAAAAAAUUUCAAUAUACUUCAAGGUUACAACAAAGACGAUAUGAAAGUGUAUGUGUCCUAUGAAUUUCCCUUUCCAAACGAUCAACCUCAAACUGGUUUCACGGAAACCAUCAAACACAACAUUAAUCCUGAAUUUGAUCAAAAGUUUAAGAUAUCUAUCGACAGAAAAAACCGAUCGUUGGCGAGAAUAUUUCGACGACAAAGUGUGAAAUUUGAAAUAAAAUACAACAGAGGAUUUCUGAAAGGUGACAAGACGCUGGGUCAAAAUAGCGUUGAUGUUGAUUCAGGAGCAAAGGCAAAUGACUCGACAACUAGCGAAGUUUCAGAGCCCAAGGAGGAUGAUGGGAAUGAAACUGCACGAAGUUCCGUCUCCGAGUCUCAGUCUGAUAUGCCCAGCGAGACGUCAAGUGAAGGCAAGCCACCUCAACAAAGAUUUUCUCAUAUCACUCAGAAGGAUGCAUUCUUGGUGUUUAGGUCAUUGUGUAAACUAUCGAUGAAACCGCUUGCGGAAGGACCGUUGGAUCCCAAAUCGCAUGAACUCAGAUCUAAAAUUCUCUCACUGGAGUUGCUGUUAACUUGUCUACAAAGUGCCGGACCUGUUUUCCGUACUCAUCCAAUGUUUAUCAACCCUAUAAAACAAAAUUUAUGCGUCGCAUUAUCAAAGAAUGGCGUCUCAUCUGUUCCUGCUGUGUUUGAACUAUCGUUGGCAAUCUUUCUCACACUUUUGUCGUACUUCAAGACACAUUUGAAAAUGCAGAUUGAGGUGUUCUUCAAAGAUAUUUUCUUAAACAUUUUGGAAACGUCGACAAGUUCUUUUCAACAUAAAUGGAUGGUGAUGGGGACGUUAACUAGAAUAUGUUCAGACGCACAGACGGUCGUUGAUAUAUAUUUAAAUUACGACUGUGAAUUGGCUUUGUCGAAUAUCUUUCAAAGAUUGAUCAAUGAUUUGUCUAAAGUUGCCCAAGGACGUCAAGCUAUUGAAUUAGGAGCGACACCAAACGCAGUAUUCGUAUCAAAGGUCUGGAAUGUCUCGUUUCUAUUCUUAAAUGUAUGGUAGAAUGGAGCAGGGAUCUUUACUUUAAACCUGAUUCUCAGGUGGACGAUAAUUUUGAAAUGGUACAUUGUCCUUUUACUGAGCCUGUUUUUGAUCAAAGUCAUAUGAAGAUUUGAAGGACGUUUGAUCUAGUAGAAGAUAACUGUCACGCUUUUCAUCUGUCAUGGAUUUUGUCUUG
Messenger RNA from Xenia sp. Carnegie-2017, 1363 nucleotides. RefSeq names its product brefeldin A-inhibited guanine nucleotide-exchange protein 2-like. Lineage: Eukaryota; Metazoa; Cnidaria; Anthozoa; Malacalcyonacea; Xeniidae. The record is from RefSeq and is a predicted model, not a curated record. The coding region runs from base 85 to 1188 and encodes 367 amino acids. The transcript has 9 exons.